This is a messenger RNA of Carcharodon carcharias (great white shark), 779 nucleotides long. Its product is annotated as immunoglobulin kappa light chain-like. The coding region runs from base 27 to 779 and encodes 250 amino acids. The record is from RefSeq and is a predicted model, not a curated record. NCBI's taxonomy places the organism in Eukaryota, Metazoa, Chordata, Chondrichthyes, Lamniformes, Lamnidae. The transcript is spliced from 4 exons.
AAACAGGGAGAACUCACCGCGUCAAGAUGUCCAAGGAAUCUUUGUCUCUGAUGCUCAUUUUCCAAAUGCUGCGGGUUUACGUUACAGAACCCGAGCCCUCUCUGUCUCAGGGCCCCAUCAUAAUGACAGCUGAAGUCGGAGACACGGUGGAAUUAACCUGUCAGUACACUUACGAAGUGGGAUUGGUGUCUAGAUAUUUCUGGUACAAACAGCGUGUGGGUGAAGCCCCGAAAACAAUCGACAUCCAGUCUUGUCAGGGGGCCGACUGCCAGUGUAUUUCCAAAAACGGCAACAGCAAAAAUGCAUUAAUUUUGGAAAUUCGAAAUGUCCAGGUAAAUGACUCGGGUUCCUACUAUUGUGCUGAUAAGGCUGGCUCUGCAGGGCUCCAGAAUGGAUCCACACUGCUGGUUGGAGACAGUUUCACCUACAAGACGGCUGUGCUGGUGUUUGUCCCGCCGGGUGAGCUGCAUUUGGGGGAAACUGCGCCCUUAGUGUGUUUGGUCAGUGGAGUUUCUUCCAACCAGGUUGCUAUUUUCUGGAACAUUUCCUACCUGGUCACUGAGGGACCGAGAGAUCCCGGUACAAUGGAGGCGGACGGGACCUACAGUAUCAGAAGUCAUGUCAUGGUGUCGAGGGAAACCUUGAGAAGCGGCUGUGUCUGCACCUGUAUUGUUCAACUUGGGUAUCCAGGCAAAUAUUUGACAAAAAGCGUGUCGUUCCCCAAAGCAGCAGAGCCAGGGACAGGAGAACGAGACAAGAGAUUCCACAUUGAAAAGUGA